Leishmania braziliensis MHOM/BR/75/M2904 is the source of this 1041-nucleotide messenger RNA. RefSeq lists its product as hypothetical. Lineage: Eukaryota; Euglenozoa; Kinetoplastea; Trypanosomatida; Trypanosomatidae. The record is from RefSeq and is a predicted model, not a curated record. Bases 1 to 1041 code for a protein of 346 amino acids. The transcript has a single exon.
AUGCUGCGGGUACCCAUCACCGUCAGCUUCGACGCGCUGAACACUCUUAUUCAGAUAACACAUGGAUUGGGCUACCAGUACCGUAGCUCGUACUCUGCCUUCCUGCAGGAGCACGGUGUGGAUCUUGACGCAAGCUGCCCGAAUGCCACCUGUGAGGUCGUGCAAGAGUUGGCGUUGAAGGCGAUUCACGACCAAGUGCGGGUGGAUCGUGCAGCAUGGACUCGCUCUGCUGACCCCCAGGAGAUGCCGAUUGGCGGUGACACCGAUGAGGAGCUGCGCUCUUUCUGGACCCGCGUUCUGAGGCAAACCUACACUUCUGCCGCCUUGUAUGAGGGCGCUGCAGCAGAUGUGGUGCAGCGCGCCGAGGCGCUGUGGGCCAACCACCCCAACGAAGUGCGUCGUUUUGAAGACUACGUACUGUUUGCUCAGUUCGGCACCACCAAGGCUCACAGCUGGUACCCGGAAGGACUCCGCACACUGCAGUGCUUGCGUGAGUGGAACCAACGGCAGUUGAGUCAUGACGAGAGCGCUACGUGGUCUGGUCUAGCAGAGACGACGACGGCGUCUGCUUCAGGCCCAGCUCCUCCUGGUAUUGCCUCAUCGUCUACUGUUCUCUUCCUUGCUGCGCCGCCCUUCGUGGUCUCUAACAUGGAUCCUCGCAUUCAGGGUGUGUUCUUGCAGCUGGGCGCGUUUGAGCGUGGUGCGAGCGGCGAGCCGCCGCUGCUCUCGCGGGUUAUUUCUGCUCGGGAUGCGGUUUACGCAAAACCGUCGCCCGCAGGCAUCCUGACCGGUGUACGCGAUAUUGCCGCUUCCUACAGUGCCAUGUGCCCAAGGGGUAGCGAUGCGCGUGAGCCGGGUGUGGAUGUGCGCCUGCAUGUGCACGUUGGAGACGCCGAGGCCGACCGCGUUGCAUGCGAGCGUGCGGGAUGCCAUUAUGUGCAGUGCCACCCCACGACGGGUGUGAUAUGGGAGCAGCUGCACAGUAAGCUGCAGGAGCUGGGGACGCUCUGCAGAUCGGCACCUCCCUGCGUCGAACGCUAA